AUGGUCACAACUCGUAGGAAAGCGGCAGAAGGACAGGAGGGCGCGUCGAAGAAGGCAAAAAAAGAUGUGCCAGCCAAAGCAACCUCAAAGCAGAAAGCUCCGACAAAACUACGAGAAGAAGAUUCCCCUCCUCCGACACAGAGUGACGGCGACGAAGAAAAGCGCGAAGUACAAUGGGCGCAACCCACACAAGGCCAAGGCAAUCAUCAUCGCGACCAAGGCGAGGCCGUCACAAGAUUCUCUCAGACUCUCUUCGAUCAGCCCUGGACGGAAAUAUGGACCGCACAGAGACCGUUCAAAUUCCCAGCAUUGCGAACCCCUCUGUACAGGAGUAGGUCAGGCGUGGAUCUGACUGCUGAAAAACAGCCUCAUUUUAGUGCGCCACUUCGCCAGCUUUUCAACCUCAUCAAGAAUACGACGCAGGGAAAUGCCGUGGAAGAGCGCAUCUUCACCGAACAUGCCUUUCGUCAAGCUUUUCAUGACACAAAUAAUAUUGCUGCCGUUAUUGCCUCCGGAUCGACGGCAAGUCCAAUUUUGGCUCUUGACCGCGAUUAUCGGGUCGACAUCACUGUAGGAGAAGGUGAUGCUGCAGAAACUGGCCAUGUGCUUUUUCUUCACAGAAGUCCCGCUUUGGACAAAGCCGAAGCCUCAGAGAACGACUACGGAUACUUCAUUGAACUUCCCCCAAAUACUCAAAUCACGGUGAACGGCAUUACCUACAUCAAUGACACUCUUGAAGCGGAACAAGGCCCUAGUGCCCCUUCACCUUUUAUCAUUGGAACUCUCUACCGAUAUACAAUUAUCGAGCUGCUCUCGCAACCAAUCUUUUUCUUCCGCACACAGGCCGAUCUGGAAUUCACGGCCAAGAUCAAGGACAAUGUCGCAAACAGACCUUCUGGAGCAGAGAUGAACCGUCGCCACCAGCUGGGCGAAGAUGCUGCCGACCAUAUUGACAUCACAUGCACACCGUUGGACGAGCGGCGCAAGUCGCCUGAGGAUGUGAGCCCCAGAAAGUCAGCUACACCAAAUAUUGGGUUCGAAUAUGAUGACACAUGGGUUGCAGAUACCAAUGCCCGAGAAUACGUGGAGGAUGCCAUCCACGAUGUGUUCCGUGAUCGUUACCAAGAUCUCAUACCUCGGGUGCUUGCUUCCAUCAACGAUAGACAAGGGGUAGAAGCAGGCUUUAGCAUCGACUCAGAUGAAGAAGUGCAAAGGCCUGGAAGAACGAUGAUUACGACUAUGCAGUACGCAGGAAGUGACCACACAGUCCUGUUGAUCUAUCGAAUUGGUGAAGAUAGGGCCAUCAGUCUGCAGGUCCUAGACUCAAUGGCAUGGUCUUCAACACCAGCUCAUCGUCAAAGAAUACACGGGAGCGCACUGCAAAUAUUGGUCGACAGGAAUUGGUGGCGCGGUACCUUCGAAUCUGCAGAUGAAAUGCAACUGCAAUUCCCAGAGGCUUCGUACUGGGUCGACUGUGUGCAACACGACAUUCCGAGACGCGCCGAUACAUACGCUAUCCUAAAUGCCUUCGCGAUCGCAAUGGGCUUGCAGCUGAACCUCAAUUUCUAUGAAAGAAGACCGGAAAACUUUUUUGAUCAAGCCCAAUUGAUUUUCGAGUCAUUGUUGAGCGAUCAGCUGGAUUGGAAGGUUCUAUACGCAUUCUUCACAAGCACAAAGUAUGCGGGCCGAGUUGUUGACCUUGAUGACGAAGCGGAGCACAACGAAGAUGAGGGUAGAUAUGCUCUUCCACCAGUGACCCGCCGUUUUAAUCUUCGUGUUCGACCUUAUGGCGAACUCGUUAGACGACAAAGAGACCAGGAUAGUGCUGCAUUGGGUAUGAGGAAUGAAGCAGACGUGGUUUUGGCCUCUGACCACAUGGAACUUGAUGUGGAAGAUGGCUUUGGCCACAAUACUGAGUUUCCUCACGACAGUUGCGAGCCUGGAUUUCGCAACGAUACCCUUCGCCGAGUUGCCAUCGAUGGUGGCUGGUCCUUGCAAACCUCUUUGGAAAUUGUGGAGGAGUGGUACCGCGAGGAAGGUCUGGCAUCUCCUCCAUCAUAUGAAGAGCAGGGCGAAGAUCCCGGAGUUGACAGCAAUGAAGAUCCUCCCGCCGAUGAAGACCCUCCCGCCGGUGAAGAUCCUUCCACUGAUGAAGGUUCUCCAGCCGAAUCUAAGCCAGCUCUUCAAGGACCUCACUUUGAUCAUUAUGACGUCGCCGAAAGCUUUAACCCAUGCGAGUAUUUCCGCAAAAGAAUUGCUACAUUGCUCGCAAGCACUAGCAUCAAGGCCACGCUCGCCGAUCCACCUAUUACACAGGCCCUAGGAUCGCGAAUGGCUUCUUUACACAUUCUCCAAGUACUUCGCGCUAUGAAUGAAGUUUUUCCGGAUGGUCAGGGUUUCUCGUUCUAUGAGCCAGAGGAAAAGAUGCUAAUGACCUCCCUUGUUGACAGGAUGGGUGAUGUAGGGGAUAAGUCGCCUGCCCCGAUCGAUCCCGGAGCCUAUCACGAUCGAGUAGUACUCUCUCCACGUCGAAUUGGAAAUCACAGAGUGCUCUUGCUACUCCAAUUCACGUUGACUGACACCGACACCGCUGUCACAAUACAUGUAUUGGAUUCUGCAGAAGGCAAACUCUCCAAGGAGCAGCGACAAGAGCUCUUCGACUCAAUUGAUCGCAUGCGAGACAGUGAUCCGGUUAUACCAAGAUCCAUCAUGUGGAUUUUUGGACCUCAACAGCAAUCUGCCUGGCAGAUUGAUUACUUCACCGUACUCAACGCCUGGAGCACUUUGCUUGGCCUCGAUCUGAACCAGCAUUUCAGUCUUGAAGGAAAGCCAAAUUUCUUCACGGAAAUCAAGCAGCUUCUGCAAGCGGCAGCUGCUGGACAAGCAGACUGGAAGCUGAUCUGGGCAUUCCUGCGUUGUUCAAAUUAUGUGGCAGGCACGGAGCCCCCACCACUGAAUCGAAGAUUCACAAGAACUAUUCCUAUGACGGAUUUGCGUCGAUAUAGGCGGGUUUUGGAUGAAAGACUGGCACCACAUCCCUUUUUUGAGGACCCUGGAUGCUUCCAUCCGAAGCUCGACGAGACUGUCGGCGUGAGGCAUGAUGUGGACUUCCCGCGGGACGGACGAGCAGGUAAAGCUCCAGAGACUCAAAACUCUACCGCAGAGCGCAAUGGUGAGACAGGUGAUAAGCCUGCUGUGCUGCUCUCCGACAGGGAGAAACGUAACAUGGAACUGGGCCUGGAGCCAGAUUUCGACCCAUGCAGCUACUUUCACGAACAACGCAACAAAAUAUUGGCCGGCUCUAAGGAUGAUAUAGAAGACUUUCGCCAGCGGGAGGUGAACACUUGCACAAGGAAGUUCAGAGCUUGGUUGGAUGACACCGAAACAUCGCUAGCAAUUGCUGCCGUGACAAUGAGGCUGACUCGAUCCCAAGGAGCGACUCAGGGCUUCAGUUACGCAAGUGCGCAUGAAGUUGCCUCGUGUUUUGAAGGGGAAGCCGAGCUAAUAGCAGCUUUCCGACCCGGUUGCCCAAUGAUACUGUCGCUUCACAUCGAACGACACUUUGUACUCCUUAUCAUUCGUCUUGAUGCGCAGGGUCGACCAGAGUUUUCCGUCAUGGACUCUAAACCAUACUACCUUGGACGCAAAAAUCGAGCCAACAUACACGACAUGAUGUUCAGACUCAUAAGAGACACGAAGUGGUGGAACCUUUGGUCCAAAUUUGAAGACUUGGGAAGUAAUCGACCACAGCAUACAUCUUGGCUACCUUCAGCGACACAACCGAGCGACAAUGAGUGCGGAUACUACGUCAUACUCAACGCUUGGUCAAUAGCUCUAGGUCUUGAGACAAAUCCUGAUGUUUGCCUGGACUGGAGCGACACCUUCUUCCGCGACUUGCAAGAUGUCAUUCAUCUUGCUCGAAUAGGACGAGCAAGCUCGAAAUUCAUUUACGCGUUUCUGAGAUGCUACGGCUACGUAAAGGAAGGCAAGGUAUCUUCAGAUCGUCAAUUCGAUAGCACACUAGAGCUGAGGAAUGAGAUUGACAUGGGUACAUUUGCCGAUGACUUUCACAUGGACGAUGCUAUCCAAUUUUCGAUAACUUCGGAACUACUUUGGCAGGACCUAGGAACCAAGAGCGUACUCCAUUUGCCUGGAGGCGCACGAAGGCACAACGAUGCUGCUGCGUUUCCCUCUGACAGGUGGGAUGAAAACACACGGCAUCUUGCUGUUGAACUAGGCAGGCGAGGAAAAUUGAACUUGGAUCAUACUGCAAGAGAGGUAGGAGCGGCCAUUCAAGAGGGGCGCAAAGAAAGAGGUCGCCACUUCAUGGAGCAGCUCAAGACAUCCGGUAUUGACUGCUCGACGGGCAACCGCAGUCAGAUUUUGCAGGCCUGUAGGGAUCAUCUAGACGGAUGGCACUCUCAGCAUACCAAUAUCUUGCGAGCAGACCCAUGCGAGAUAUCCAUCGAUACCAUUGCUUUUUACAAACACAUCUUCAAGAAAGACACUCUUGGAGAUGUGUUUCAAGGCGACGCUUUUCAAGUGUGGCCAGACGACCACAGCGCUACAAUGAAGGAAGAAGUCGAAGAGGAGGAGACUGACACCAACGACGCACACUUCGAUAUUUGCCUUUACGACAGCUCCAGGCAUGUGUUUGCCAACUCAGAAGCCGCGGGCGGAGGAUGGCGAUGCGGUCCCCACACUAUCACCAAUGCUUGGAUUCUGGCCAUGGGCCUGACCCCCAACCCAGAAGCUGACUAUUCAGAUGCUGUCUACGGAGAGCUGAGGGUACUUGCAAGGGCAGCUGUGGCGGGCCUGUUAGACUGGCAGGCUUUGGUCGCAUGGUUCUUCUGUCGUAGACUUACGCUCGAGCGUAGUCUUGAUUACAUCUUGCCAGAUCGUCGGUUCACGACAACGCACUUCUGGGAGAGCGAAGCGAAAUUCACGGACGGUCCGUACAAGUCGUCGACGACACCACUGAUGUAUGAAGAUGGCGAUAGGGAUGACGAUGACAAAGACGAAGGAUUGAGCAGACACUUCGAAGAAGUAGAUUCGCCGUACAAUCGACUCAAUCGGAAGCGACGAAGUGCGACCAAGCAAACCACGCCAGACGCUUUGGCAUUCUUAAACCGUUACGAUGUCGAUGUGGACGGCGAUGUUAUAAUGUCUGAGAGGAGUCACCAGGCUUUCAGUGGAAGGAAAGGUGAAGUGGAUAAUCUUGUCUUCUUGGAAGGGUUCUGA
Parastagonospora nodorum SN15 is the source of this 5241-nucleotide messenger RNA. RefSeq lists its product as hypothetical. The transcript has 4 exons. Bases 1 to 5241 code for a protein of 1746 amino acids. Lineage: Eukaryota; Fungi; Ascomycota; Dothideomycetes; Pleosporales; Phaeosphaeriaceae. The record is from RefSeq and is a predicted model, not a curated record.